AUGUUGCAACUAACAUUAGCCGAUGUAUCAAAACAGUUGACCAAAGAUGUUAUCGUAGAGGCUUUUAGAUCGAAAACUAACAGUAAAAUUGACGUAGAAAACGUGCAGGUGACGACUGCGGCCCCAAAAGGAGAAGGCCUCAUCAGUGCUGUUUACCGUAUAAAUGUGAGUGGAAGCCAUCGCUCUGCUUCUUUCGUAGCCAAAGGCCUAGUUCACGACGCAGUGUUGAGAAGAACUUUAAACUGUUCGAUGUAUUUCAGAAGAGAAACGUUGUUUUUCUCGAAAAUUCUUCCAAUUUUAAUUGAGCUACAGGAAUCGCUUGGAGCAAAUGAAAAGAUACAAAAUAGUGUUCCAAAUUGUUAUGACUACUUUGUUGAUGGACAAAAUGAUUACAUAUUAAUGGAAGAUUUAGCAGCGAGGGGUUAUGCUUCCAUCCCGCCAAUGCCGACAGAAUUUGAAAGGAAUGAAGCACUUAAAGUAUUGUCUCAUCUGCACGCAGUGUCCAUGGCGUUGAGGAUAACGAAACCUUUUCUUUUCACUAAAAUAACAAAUGAAAUAUUCGAAAUUUACUAUCGCGAAGAUAAACGAUCUUGGUAUACUCCGUAUUUACUAAGAGCGAUGAAGUUAGAUUUACAAGUGCUAAGUGAAGACGAAACAGUUUCAAAUACUAUUUAUUAUGAUAAAUUUAAAAAAUUGGCAUCAGAAGAUCCCUACGGUGAAUUAGUUAGAUUGGUAACAACACGUGGAGAGUAUGCGGUUAUUAACCAUGGUGAUGCAUGGUGUCCUAAUUUUCUAUGUUCGAAAGAAAAUGCAAUUGCAAUAGACUUUCAACUAAUACGUGCAACUUCCCCGGCCACUGAUCUGUCUUAUUUCAUUCUUCUCUGUGGCUCUUUGUGUCAAAGUAAAAAUGAUUUUAUGAAAGCUGUCGAUAUCUAUUAUUCUAAUUUUGAAUACUAUCUUAGGGAUAUGAAUAUAAAACCAGAGGAAGUUUUUACUAAGCAAAUGUUAUAUAGUGAAUUAAAGAAAUAUGGAAAGUUUGGACUGUUAGCAGCUUCGACUAGUAUUCCUUUGUUGGCAAGCGAGAGAUGCGACGUGAACACAUUCGAAUCAAAGUAUGCUGGAGUGGAAAGAAUACCAUUAGAAGAACUAUGGAAACUUACACCUAUUACUGACAAAAAUGUUAAGGAAUCCCUAAUUAACGCAGUUCGGGUAGCGACAGACUUAGGUUUUAUUUGA
Messenger RNA from Papilio polytes (common Mormon), 1236 nucleotides. RefSeq lists its product as uncharacterized. Bases 1 to 1236 code for a protein of 411 amino acids. The record is from RefSeq and is a predicted model, not a curated record. The transcript has a single exon. NCBI's taxonomy places the organism in Eukaryota, Metazoa, Arthropoda, Insecta, Lepidoptera, Papilionidae.